AUGAGUGAUCAGCGGGGGGUGGUGGGCUUGCUCCCCAGUGCCAACCCCAGCAUGCCCCUCCAGAGGCACAGGGCAUCCUCCCGGGGCCCACGGUCAGCAUCCCCUCUGGAGAGGCCCCCAGCCUCCAGAACCAAUGUUGUGGGCAGCCUUGUCCGCGCCCCUGGGGUCUAUGUAGGAAUGGCACCCAGUGGGUGCAUAGGUGGCCUGGGUGCUCAUGUGACUCGCCGGGCCCUGGGCAUCAGCAGCGUCUUCCUUCAGGGCCUGCGGAGCUCAGGCCUGGCCAUGGUGCCGGCUCCAUGCCUGGAUACUGACCACGCUGCCGGUGAGGACCUAGGGGGCUGCCUGGUGGGAUACAUAGCCAAGGUGCAUGCCCUUGAGCAAGUCAGCCAGGAGCUGGAGACAGAACUACGGAUUCUCCUGGAGAGCAAGGCCAAGUGCUCAGGAUGCUGGGGCACCCUCCGGGCCUCCUGGGCCAGCAGCUGCCAGCAGGUGGGUGAGGCUGUCUUGGAGAACGCUCGGCUCAUGCUGCAGACAGAGACCAUCCAGGCAGAAGCAGAUGACUUUAAAGAGAGAUAUGAAAAUGAGCAGCCAUUUCGAAAGGCAAUGGAAGAGGAAAUUAGCUCUCUGUAUAAAGUCAUUGAUGAAACUAAUUUGACAAAAACAGAUCUGGAGGGUCAAAUAGAAAGUCUGAAAGAAGAACAUGACUUUCUGUCAAGGAGCUAUGAAGAGGAUGUGAAGAUGUUGUACAAACAGCUGGCAGGGUCUGAGCUGGAACAAAUGGAUGUUCCCAUUGGCACCGGUCUGGAUGACAUCCUUGAAACAAUCAGAAUUCAGUGGGAAAGAGAUGUGGAAAAAAACCAGGCAGAGACAGGAGCUUUGCUCCAAGCCAAGCAGGACUCGGAGGUGGCCUGCGUGUCCCAGACCCAGGAAGAGAAGCUGGCUGCAGCCCUCAGAAUAGAGUUACACAACACCUCAUGCCAAGUCCAAAGCCUCCAGGCUGAGAUGGAAUCCCUACGGGCUCUGAAACGAGGCCUGGAGAACUCGCUGCACGACGCCAAGCACUGGCACAACAUGGAGCUGCAGAACCUGGGCGCCGUAGUGGGCAGGCUGGAGGCGGAGCUCCGCGAGGUCCGCGGGGAGGCCGAGGAGCAGCAGCGCGAGCGCGCGCACCUCCUGGCUCACAGGGCCCAGCUGCAGAAGGACGUGGCGUCCUACUUGGCGCUGCUGGACCGAGCUGACAGCGGGUAG
This is a messenger RNA of Heterocephalus glaber (naked mole-rat), 1248 nucleotides long. RefSeq names its product beaded filament structural protein 2 (gene Bfsp2). Gene Ontology annotation, biological process: intermediate filament organization. The record is from RefSeq and is a predicted model, not a curated record. Lineage: Eukaryota; Metazoa; Chordata; Mammalia; Rodentia; Bathyergidae. Gene Ontology annotation, molecular function: structural molecule activity. Gene Ontology annotation, cellular component: intermediate filament; cytoskeleton.